AUGAGGACAGCGCUCCUUUGGGGACGUCAGUGUUCCCGACAAAGUUUCCCAAGACUCACAUCCCGCGCAUUAAAUCGCCCAUAUGUAAACACUGCUUCUAUUCGCAGCCGAUUCGCAACUCCGAAAUUCAAAGGCAAAACAAUACUAUGGUCUGGCGCAGCGACCGGGGCUGCGGGUGGCACAUUACUGAGUUCUCUUUCGUUCGUAGAGGUAGCCAGUAGCAAAGCUGGCAAUGGAGAGCAGACGCACGAAGAAGCAAUGCUCGAGGCAUCGAGGAAGGAGUUGGAUGAGCAAGUGCCACAUGCGCUGAGGAACUCUGCGAAAUACAGGCGGGGCAUAUACUUUUUUUUCGAGGACUACAUAAUCGAGCCCAUCGCCACUGGCUUCCGCUUCUUGCAUUUGGUCAUUAUCUUUGUUCCGGUCAUAGUGACUAUACCUGCGCUAUGGCUUGGCUCAAGGCAGCCAGAUAGAGAUAACGAGCGAAGUGGGACUUUAUGGUGGUACGGCUUCUUAGUAGGGUCUAUGGAGAGGGCAGGAGCUGCCUUUAUUAAGCUAGGACAAUGGGCGGCUUCGCGAACGGAUGUUUUCCCGACCGAGAUGUGUCUGAUCAUGUCAACACUCCACUCUAACGCACCGGCACAUUCUUUAGAAGUAACGAAACGUACAAUUGAGGAGGCCUUUGACGGGAAAAAAUUCGAAGAUAUUUUCGAAGAGUUUGACGAGAAGCCGCUUGGCGUAGGUGCGAUUGCCCAGGUUUACAAAGCGAGGUUAAAGCCGCAUCUUGCGACGCUAAAGGAAAAUGCAAGUGACCACGAGGAGCCCAACUUGGCGCGCAGAAUCAAGAAGAAUGUCGAUGUAACGCUGAAGAGUACGCCAUCUAGAGUACCAUCAGACCAUGUCGCUAUCAAGGUUCUGCACCCCAAGAUCGAGAAGAUUGUGCGGAGAGAUUUGCGAAUAAUGGGAUUCUUUGCGGCCCUCAUCAACGCCAUACCUACAAUGGAGUGGUUCUCAUUUCCGGACGAAGUACAGCAGUUCGGCGAAAUGAUGAGGCUACAACUGGACCUGCGAAUUGAGGCUGCGAACCUUACACUUUUCCGGAAAAAUUUCAAAGACCGAACGACGGCUUGGUUUCCUUACCCCUAUACGGAUUACACUACGCGCAAUGUACUCAUCGAAGAGUUUGCCCAGGGAAUCCCUCUGGAGGACUUCUUGCAGAAUGGAGGUGGUGUCUUUCAGAAGGAUAUCGCAGAUGAAGGAUUGGAUGCUUUCCUGAACAUGGUUCUCAUUGAUAACUUCAUCCACGCAGAUUUGCAUCCAGGGAACAUCAUGGUUCGAUUCUACAAACCUGAGCAGCUCGACGUUUCGUUUUUUGCCAGGAAAGAAGACCAGAAAACUGGUCCUAAGGAAUCCCCCGAUGUCACCGAAGAAGUGCUGGAGCGUUUAAGACCACACAAGAAGAACCCCAAGCAAUGGCAGGCGACGUUGGAGCAGAUUGAUAGUGAGGGCUAUCGACCUCAACUCAUCUUUAUCGAUACCGGGCUAGUGACGGAACUGAAUGCAAAGAACCGCACUAACUUCCUUGAUCUCUUCAAGGCUGUUGCAGAGUUCGAUGGUUAUAAGGCAGGCCAUUUGAUGGUAGAGAGAUGCAGGCAACCACAGGCCGUCCUGGACCGUGAGGUGUUUGCUUUACGUAUGCAACACUUGGUAUUGGGAGUUAAGAGUCGUACUUUUGCCCUCGGCAACAUCAAGAUUGGAGACAUCUUGAACGAAGUCCUAUCGAUGGUCCGGACGCAUCACGUUCGCCUUGAAGGCGACUUUGUGAAUGUUGUCCUCAGCAUUCUUCUUCUAGAGGGUAUUGGAAGGAGCUUGAACCCAAACCUGGAUCUGUUCGCAGGGGCACUUCCCAUUUUACGGCAGCUGGGUGCGCAAAGCGGCUCGUCUAUGAUCCGUGGAGGCGACUUUUCUAUGCUCAAGGUCUGGGUUGGUCUUGAGGCGCGGAGCUUCUUACAAGCUUCAAUUGAUACGGUGGAGCGAUAUGUCAAAUCCGAUCAACUCUCGCCGAAUAUAUAA
This is a messenger RNA of Bipolaris oryzae ATCC 44560, 2070 nucleotides long. RefSeq lists its product as uncharacterized. Gene Ontology annotation, cellular component: mitochondrion. NCBI's taxonomy places the organism in Eukaryota, Fungi, Ascomycota, Dothideomycetes, Pleosporales, Pleosporaceae. The transcript has 4 exons. The coding region runs from base 1 to 2070 and encodes 689 amino acids. The record is from RefSeq and is a predicted model, not a curated record.